CUCUUCCGGGGUUUCUGCCUGAGCUGCCACAUAAGAACCCCUGGUUCCCCGGACGUGGGGGGUGCAACUGUCAGUCAGCGUUGUUAGUUGCCAUUUCUCCAGUGCUGGUCUCGCAGCAGACUGUCUCGCAUCAUGAGUUUGCAGAACUGGGUGCAUCAAACCAAUCUCGCGGUGGCUCGCAGCCCCGUGGGGAGAUGGUUCCGAUUGGAAAACUCGGGCCAUCCCAAGGAACGCAAGGGUAGUUUCUUCUUCACCGAGCUGCGCGCCGGUCUCGCCACCUUCUUCGCCAUGGCGUACAUCAUCAGCGUGAACGCCACCAUCACCUCGGAAUCCGGCGGGCCCUGCGUGUGUCCUGCGGACAGCAUGUCCGAUCUUUGCGCAACCAACACGGAAUACCUCUUGUGCGUGGAAGAAGUCAACCGGGACGUGGUUACGGCGACCGCUGCCAUCUCCGCGCUGUCAACCUUUUGCAUGGGGCUUUUCGCCAAUCUGCCGGUCGCGCUGGCUCCUGGCAUGGGCCUCAACAGCUAUUUCGCAUAUACAGUCGUGGGAUACCACGGGUCUGGCUUGAUCCCCUACGGAAUCGCUUUGACGGCGGUCUUCGUGGAGGGGUUCGUCUUCUUGGCCUUGACGCUCCUAGGCAUCCGGCAAUGGCUGGCUCGUGCGCUUCCCGCCUCGAUCAAACUGGCCACCGGCACGGGUAUCGGAUUGUAUCUGACGUUGAUCGGCCUGAGUUAUAGUGCGGGUAUCGGCCUAGUGACGGGUGGGACCAGCGUCCCCAUCGACCUGGCAGGAUGCUCCGAAAGUUUGAAGGAUGCGACGACGGGCGCUUGUCCCUCCUAUGCGGUCAUGCGCAGCCCGACCAUGUGGAUUGGGAUCUUCUGCGGCGGUGUGCUCACCGUGGUGCUCAUGAUGUACCGAGUCAAGGGGGCCAUCAUCAUGGGCAUCCUCCUCGUCUCGAUCAUCUCGUGGCCGCGACCCACGGAUGUCACCUAUUUUCCGCAUUCCUCGGUCGGGGACAGCCGGUUCGACUUUUUCAAGCAGGUUGUGACUUUCCAUCCUAUGACGCGCACGCUGGUCGCGCAGGAAUGGAAUAUCAGCGGCCACGGCGCCAAGUUUGGUCUGGCCUUCAUCUCGUUCCUGUAUGUUGAUAUUCUCGACACGACGGGAACGCUGUAUUCGAUGGCCCGCUAUGCCGGCACGAUCGAUCCAGUCACACAGGAUUUCGAGGGCAGUUCUAUUGCUUAUAUGGUGGAUGCCAUUUCAAUCUCGAUCGGGUCUCUGUUUGGUGUGCCGCCCGUCACGGCAUUUGUGGAGAGUGGAGCUGGGAUCUCGGAGGGAGGUAAGACCGGGCUGACUUCGUGUAUGACGGGUCUGUGCUUCUUCAUCUCGGUGUUCUUCUCCCCGAUCUUCGCUUCGAUCCCCCCGUGGGCGACGGGCUGUACGCUGGUCAUUGUGGGGGCGUUGAUGGCACAGGCGGCGACGCAGAUCAACUGGAAGUAUCACGGCGAUGCCAUCCCGGCGUUCUUGACCAUUGCCAUCAUGCCGUUCACGUAUAGUAUCGCGUACGGAUUGAUUGCUGGUAUCUGCAGCUAUAUCACGAUCAACGGAAUCACCUGGGUUCUCGCGAAGGUGACGGGUGGCCGACUGGUGCCGCACAACAUCGACGAGAGUGAGCCAUGGACCUGGCGGAUUCCCGGAGGGCUAUUCCCUCCGUGGUUGCAGCGGGCGGCGAGAGGCAAGAAAGACUUCUGGCGCGAUGACUCUCUGGAUCGGUCGUUUGGUGGAGAGGAGGAGCGGCAAUCGGUGGUGUCAAAGAACUCGCGGGAAGAGGAACCGCGGGAGAAGAAGCAGGUCGAUGUCACGGGACACUCGAUGUAACCCGACCUGGGUGCCUGAGGAUGGAACCGCCUGCAGCCUGAGGCCACAAUAUCAGACCCGGUCAACGUGACUCCGUAACAACAUGGUAGUUACUUUCUGUAUACUCCUUACACAAUUACACAGUAAUAGCAAUAAUUUUCCUGUGGACUCCCUUUUGCUACGACU
Molecule: messenger RNA, 2046 nt
Organism: Aspergillus saccharolyticus JOP 1030-1
Lineage: Eukaryota; Fungi; Ascomycota; Eurotiomycetes; Eurotiales; Aspergillaceae
Product: NCS2 family permease
Exons: 4
Coding region: 133-1881 (582 amino acids)
Biological process (GO): transmembrane transport
Cellular component (GO): plasma membrane
Molecular function (GO): purine nucleobase transmembrane transporter activity
Source: RefSeq, a predicted model, not a curated record